UCAAGUGCUUCCGGUUACCAACACAGGUCUGUUGCGAAAACACAGGCAUCAAUUUCUGUUCAAAAUUACCCCGGUGCAAUAUUUCCCACCCUUAAACAGAGCAAAUGGUUCAGAUGAGGCCUUGACGGAGACCGGACGACCCACGGGGCUUUAAAAAGUCUUAGUGAUGCUAUCUCGACCACUGAUGCUGAUAGAGACUGAUGAUGGGGCGCGUGGCCGGGCCGUGGUGUCUCCGCCCCCUCCUGUCCCGUUGGCGGGUGAGGAGGAGCCUCCUGCAGGAGUUUUCUCUCCUCCUCCUCCUCCUCUUCCUGUUCUGCCUGCCUCCUUUUUUGCUCCCCUGCCUCCCACGGCCCCUCCUCAUCCCCCUCCGUGCUGCUCCUGCACCUCCCUCCUGCCCCGCCUGCUUUCGGCUCACCGGAUGGAGGUGCGGCGCCUGCUGCGCGGAGCCCUCGCCUCCCUCGGACGUCGUCUGGACUAUUUGGAGAGGAGGAGCGGGAGGAGGAGGGGGAGGAAGAACCGGAAGACCCGGAGCUCAGAAGAAACUUCACCUGCCUUCACCACCUCCUCUCCCGUGACUAGCCCACCCCCUGUUUUACACAACCCCUGCUCCUCAUCAUCAGUAGAGGAGGACCCUUCGUCCGCUGUCAGCCAAUCAGAUGAGAGGACGAGGAGCCCGGAGGAGGAGGUUAAUCAGAGGAAGAGGAGGAAGAAGGACCACGAAGAAUUAAUAUUUUCUACAAAUGACGCAGAAGAUGAGGAAAAGGAGGAAAAAGAGGAAGAAGAGGAGAGGAGGUUUGUCGGAAGGAUGGAAGUCUCUUGCAGAGGAGGACGGCCAGAGGAAGAGGUCCCGCUCACGCUAUACAACUACAGUGACAGAAAACGCAGAAGAAGAGAGAGUGAAGGACACAUCCAAUCAGAGAAGGCAGUCAGUGUGGUCACCAGAAAGAACGGAUACAGAUCCCAUCAGGCCUUGCAUAUGGUCCACUCAGCUUACAGUGGUCAGCCCAUCAGCCAAUCAGAAGUCUUCACGUUCUUUUCCAGCCAGUGCCGUUUUUCUGACAUCAUCCCUCCCCUCCCCCCCAACCACAGUAUUUCCCAUCUGUGGCUCAAAAACGCUCCCUCUUACUCAUUCAGCCCCGGCCCUAUGUUGCGCCUGUCCCUGGCUGCUGUGGAGACGAUACUGGAACAGGUGAGGGGCGCAGGUUGUUGGAGUCCCCUGCGACCCCUGAGAGACUGGACAGCCCCGCCCAGCUUAGGCAGCGACCACUGUUACGUACGAAGUCCAACACCCAGCAUUGCCUUUUCCUCCCGGAGACAGCUGAAGCAGCGAGCCAAUCACAGUGCUCGAGGCCUGUACCCGCCCCGGAGAAGGGCGCUCCCCCUCCCCGUGUGUUCGGCCAAUCGGCUGUCGGCUCCGCUCCCUGCGAACCAAUCUGCAGCGAGCUCACAGUUUCUGAACUCUAAUGGAGAGCUUGGUAAACGCGUGUCACAGAUCCGAAUACGGCGUGCACCGCCUCGAGAAAUGCCACUUACACCGAUGGGGCUGCCGAAAGCCAAAAGGUUGAAAAAGAAGGAAUUCAGUCUGGAGGAGAUUUACACCAACAAGAACUACAGAUCCCCCACCUCCAACAGGAGCUUGGAGACCAUCUUUGAGGAGCCACGAGAGAAGGAUGGAGCGCUCCUCCUGAUUGGCCAGCAGAAGAGACGCAGGCUCUUGCUCUUCCCUGACUUCACCCAGCCCAGAAAGAGGAAGAAGCCACAAGGUCCCGGAUUUCCUAUUACCAUGAUUCCCAGGAAACGAGCCGCAGCGCGUCGACAUAUUCACGGCCACGGUUUGGACGAUGACAGUGACUUGGACGUGAUGCUGGUGGAGAGACUAAGCGCGCUUGAAGACUUCCUGAUGCGGCAGGGCCUGGACGAGUGAACUCUGACAUCAGUUAUCGUCAGCUGACUAAAGGGCAGCCGUACCGAGCUGCUAGCAGCCCCACAGUCAUGGUGUUGCCACGGUAACGCUGUCAGCCAAGCAGUCUGAUGCGGUAGUUUGACUUUUUUGCGGUGAACGUGAUGUUUCUACGUUUUUUACUGUUGGACAAUAAAUGAGAAAGUGGAGUAUUUAAGAUUUUAUUUUACUGAGUGAAUGUGUCAUUUGCAUCAGACCACACCCCUAGUGAAUGCCCCGCCCCUCAGCAGAUUUGACUCUCCUCAAAGAUAAAUCUGCCACACUGUCCCUGUAGUUCUCAUGGUACACUGUAGUUCUCAUUAGUAUACUGUAGUACUCUGUAGUUCAAUACAGACCACCUGGUAAGUAUUUUGAGAUUUGAAACUGUGAUAAUAUAUAUUUCUGAAGAAAAUAUGAAUCUAUUUUUGGAGCAAAUAAAGUUUGUUUCUGCUCAAAAAGUUUGUGAUGUUUUCUUAUAGAGUCUAUUGUGACAUCUCAUAUAAGCAAUGUGAAACGGGAAGUAGAGUCUUUAACGUAAUCAUUUUUAUUUUAAAGAUACAUUUUGUUGUACAGUCUUUCAGUGCUGGACCACUGUACUAAUAAACGGCUGAGAUUUGUC
Messenger RNA from Cololabis saira (Pacific saury), 2558 nucleotides. RefSeq lists its product as uncharacterized. NCBI's taxonomy places the organism in Eukaryota, Metazoa, Chordata, Actinopteri, Beloniformes, Belonidae. The record is from RefSeq and is a predicted model, not a curated record. The transcript has 11 exons. The coding region runs from base 167 to 1924 and encodes 585 amino acids.